UAAACGACAUUCAACGGAAGCAACACGAUCACCAUGCCAACACAUUCAAGCCGCUUCUACAGGUGCGUGUCUGCCAGAAACAGACUGUCACAGGAGGAAAUUAUGUAGAUCGUCACGCCCAUCUUGUUGAGCAGGUAGAGCAGGUUAACAAACACAAUACCCACGGUUACACCGGGGCAGGGAGCUGUAGGAGACGCGCGUGAGCGGUGGGUGGAGAGAAGAUACCCGGAAUGUACGACAAGUGAUCGGCAGCAGUUUCCACCAACUGGCCCCUCGUUGAUCCAGUCUUUUAUUGUCUCGACCAAGAUGAAGCUCGCGGUUGUUUUACUGUGCCUGAGCGUGGCUGUGAUGGUUGGAAUGGUUUUCCAAUCCGUGCGCCAGGAGCUGCACCUGCGCCACUUGAAAACCCGCAUGGUGCUGGACUCGGUGGACGUCAAGAGGAAGGAAGGAGCCAUCGUCGAUGCGAAAAAUAAAAUACAGGGGAUGAAGACAACACUAGACUCUGUCAACUCCAAGAUGGAUCAGCUGAAAAAGAAGAAAGUAGACGCUGAAACAUCAACACAAGAGCAUGAUAAAACUCUUCAGGCCUGUAACUCAGAGAAGGAAGAGGUUGAGAAAAACAAGGCAAGUGUGACAGAGGACCUGACUAAACUCAAAGCUGACCACGAAGCUGCUAAAAAGAAGGCAGAGGAGGACAUUCAGAGCUUGAAACAAGAGAUUCUGGAUAGAGACAAAGCUAUAUGUGCCUUUGUAGAUACGACGAAGGAGGAAGCACGGAAGCUGUGUGGACUCACUGUCGCUAAAAAAUAAAGUCAACUAAGAAACAUUCAACAUUGACUGAGAACUUAAAAAAAGAAGAAGCAUGCUAUACAUGCAAGGAUACAAUUUUACUAUCACUGAUGUGAUUAUAGAUCUGCUUGUUUCUUAAGAGAAUGUUUGAUCUAUAUUGAUUUAUAAAAACUGUCUGUACAUCCAUUCAAAGGACAAAUAGACAUAGGGACUGGGGAAAUAUGAUGAAAUGUUGUUUUUUUUGGGUUUUUUUUACAGGAUUGCAUUGGUGGGUUGGAUCUUGUGUGGCUUUCUAUCUCUGUAAAAAACUUUGACACAUACUUGUGAUUACAGCCUUCACAGAUCAACUUAGAUGUUAUGCAAAGUCAUUACCAAAAACAGCCUCCACUGAUUGAACCAGUGAAGCUAUGUUGUGUAGUACCUGUGUAUGUUCUGGUGCCCGGCUCCUGAUGAAACUGUGUCUACCAGCAACCCGGAAAACAACAUGAUCACUGGUCUUGUGUGGCAUCAUUUGUUGACAAAACAUACCACGUUUGGUGGAACAGUAAAUUUAUGCUUAAUGGAAAUAUCACAUGGUGUCACAUAUUGGGAGUGAGAUAAAUGUCAGUUGAAUAAAUAUUCACUUAUACUAAAUAGUAGCUGACAUGCAGAUUAACAUGUCAUAUUUCCAAAUAUUAUAUUUCUCAAAAAGCCACAGUAAUCUAAAAUUACACAAUAAAAUCUUACCUGGCUGACAA
Messenger RNA from Seriola aureovittata, 1526 nucleotides. RefSeq lists its product as uncharacterized. NCBI's taxonomy places the organism in Eukaryota, Metazoa, Chordata, Actinopteri, Carangiformes, Carangidae. The record is from RefSeq and is a predicted model, not a curated record. The transcript is spliced from 4 exons. The coding region runs from base 307 to 810 and encodes 167 amino acids.